AUGUUCAAGGCCGCCAUCCUCGGCGCCCUCCUCGCCGCUGCCGGCGUCAGCGCCGUCGACAACCAGGGCGAGGUCUCGUUCGUCCUCGGCGACACGAGCACGCUGCUUUACUCGCGCAUGGACCCUCUUGUCAACCCCGGAGAGGUUUCUGGUCACAUGCACCAGAUCCUCGGCGCGUCCAACUUCCGUGACGUCCUCAGCACUCCGGACGAGAUGCAGCGCGCUCACUGCUCUUCGACCAAGGUCCAGGCCGACAAGUCCAACUACUGGACUCCCACUCUCUACUUCAUGUGGCCUAACGGAACCUACACCCCUCUUACUUCGGGUACCCGUAUCUACUACGACCUGCGUCCCUCCGACGGUGGACAGAAGGUGACUCCCUUCCCCAAGGGACUCCGCAUGCUCUCCGGUCUCGCCAUGUUCCGUGACGAGGGUGCUGAGCAGUCGCAGGGUGUUCGUAUCUCGUACAACCGUGACCCGAACCCGACCCCCAAGUUCAUGCCCCGCAAGUACGCCAAGGCGCCCAACCAGGUCAUCAUGUCGAUCUUCUUCCCCCGUUGCGGUCUCCCUGAUCAGCGCCUCGACUCGGAGGACCACUUUUCGCACAUGGCCCACCCCGUCUCCGGCAACCUGAACGAGUACAACGUCGCGUCCGACAAGUGCCCCGACACGCACCCUAUCAUGUACCCGAAGGUGCUCAUCGAGACCCUGUUCGAACUCACGGACGAGAUGAAGAAGCAGUGGAACCCGAACGACUCCAACUUCAUCCUGUCCAACGGCGACGUCACUGGUGUCACGUACCACGGCGACUUUAUCAACGGUUGGGACACUGAUGUUCUCCAGGCCGUCAUUGACCAGGACUGCCGCGUCGGCGACAGCCUGGAGAAGUGCCACGCCUUCGACGGCCUGCUCGACAAGGACACGCGCUUCCAGUGCCGCUACCAGGGCCAGAUCCUCGACGAGGACAUUGGAUUCCUCAAGCCCCUCUCGUCUCUCCCCGGCUGCAACCCCAAGUGGAACUGGGAGGACGGACCGGCCAAGCCGACCAACUGCCCCGAGAACAAGCCCAAGCCCGGCUACGUCAACCCUCAGUACCAGCUCAACUUCUUCUACCGCCAGCACAUCCCCAUCUCGAUGCAGGGCUCGGGUGUGGACCCGACCACGAUCGGCCUCGGUGACUGUGCCAGUGCCUCGCGCGGUUACGGCUGCAACGUCACGCCCUGGGGCACCAUGGAUAUCCAGAACAGCAACGAGAUCAAGCCCGUCGACCAGCCGAUGCAGAUCAACGCUCCCGCCAGCGCCGAGAUGCCCGCCGACCUGCCGAUGGAGCUGGGAACCGCCGAGCACCCGACCGUGAACGGCAUGUUUGACACGACCGAGUUCCGCGGGCUGACCGCCGACCGUCCCGUCGACCUGGCGCAGGCGACCAAGGGCGCCGGCGAUGGACACUACGAAGCUGAGAACGCCUGCGAGCGCCAGGCCAAGCUCCUCCUCCCCUGUGGCCAGUUCCAGCGCAAGGUUGGCAUCUUUGGAAACUCGACCGAGUUCCGUACCGGUGGCGGUGAGGACAAGCCGGUCGACACCGGCGCCAAGGCCAAGGCUGCUACCUCCUCUGCUGCCUCUGGCUUCAACGCUCUCCCCACCGGCAACACGGCCGACUCGCCCGCCUCGACCGAGCCCAACCUCGGCAACAACUUCAUCGCCGACAACGACGCGACGCUCUACAAUGCCGACGCUCCCAUGGACCUCGAGCCGGACGCGCCUGACUCUUCCGCUUCCGUCUCGGGCUCUGCCUCUGCUUCGGGCUCUGUUUCUCCUUCUGCCUCUGCCUCUGCCUCUGCCUCUGGCUCCGCCGCUGCCUCCGCUUCGGGCUCCGCCGCCUCUGGCUCCGCUUCAGUCUCAUCCGUCGCUCCCUCUGGUUCCGCCUCGGCUGCCCCCUCUGCCUCGGGCAGCUCGGCCAGCAGCGCUAUUAACUCCAGCGAGCCCACCGCCUCUUCCGCGGCCAGCUCGGCCGUCUACUCUGGCGGGCCCACUUCUGCUUCUUCUGCUUCCGCCGCGCCCCAGAAGACGGGCAAGAAGGGCAAGAAGUGCCGCGCCGGCGCCAAGAAGCACCGCCGCUCCCGCCUGCGUCUUGCUUCGCACUAA
Messenger RNA from Trichosporon asahii var. asahii CBS 2479, 2145 nucleotides. RefSeq lists its product as uncharacterized. NCBI's taxonomy places the organism in Eukaryota, Fungi, Basidiomycota, Tremellomycetes, Trichosporonales, Trichosporonaceae. The record is from RefSeq and is a predicted model, not a curated record. Bases 1 to 2145 code for a protein of 714 amino acids. The transcript has a single exon.